This is a messenger RNA of Venturia canescens, 13224 nucleotides long. It is a transcript of the gene cic, whose product is annotated as Putative transcription factor capicua. NCBI's taxonomy places the organism in Eukaryota, Metazoa, Arthropoda, Insecta, Hymenoptera, Ichneumonidae. The transcript has 21 exons. Gene Ontology annotation, molecular function: DNA-binding transcription factor activity, RNA polymerase II-specific; RNA polymerase II transcription regulatory region sequence-specific DNA binding. Gene Ontology annotation, cellular component: nucleus. The record is from RefSeq and is a predicted model, not a curated record. Bases 3389 to 9637 code for a protein of 2082 amino acids. Gene Ontology annotation, biological process: regulation of transcription by RNA polymerase II.
ACUUGCCGCUAGAGAGCUCAGGCUCUCUCCCUCUCUCGGCGAGAGAGAGACGCGACACCCCCACACACACGAUGAGAGGAGCAGUGCUCGACGUGAGAGGGCUAGUAUGAAUGGCGCUAGUCGGCAGCGCCUCCACCGAGAGAGUACCGAGCCCCUCUCUUCUUCUAUCCGUACUCAUUCAUCCUUUGUUCUGCACGAGUCCGCGGGUGGAUCUCGAGCCGAAUAUUCGCGGUAUUCGAGUGCAAAUGUCAGUGGCUUUGUUCGUCGGGAUGGUUGAACAAUCGGGGGGAGUUAAAUAGGGAAGAGAAACGCCCACAGGUACGCGGAAUAAAGUCGCGCGACGAGCCAGUUUCGAAGUUGAGCGGAGGAGGAACGUUUGAAAAUAAGUGAAUUUCCGUCGAUCCGGAGGGGGCCGCGAGGCCGAGGGGACACGGGAAGAACGAAACGCCUGGUGUGUACGCUCCUGAAGCGAGCACGAAGACCGGUGCGUUCGCGCGUCCGUGCACACACGUUGACACGUUUUUUUGCCUGCUCGUUCAUGCUCCUCCGUCCACUUUUAUUUUCUCUCCGUGUAUAUACGGAGAAGGAGCGUGCAUGUGAGGCGGUAGCGUAGGCGCCCCGGAUACCCGGCGUGUAUCAACACCGACUCAGCUGAUCCUCGUUGCUGCGUGCACGCACACGCGCCUUCGGGCUCGAGUUUCUCCGUGUGGGUUCGUGCGUGCGAGGGAACUGCGAGAGAAAAAGAGGGAAAGAGCGACGGGGCACCGCGAGUGUUGCGGGCUCACGCGAACGAGGCGCAAGUCUCGAGCGAGCGAGCGAGCGAGGCCACCGAAAGAGCCAGUCCAAGUUUCUCCCUCUCCCUCUCUCUCUCUCUUUCUCUCUCGUUCGCUCACUCCCACUCGGGGCUCUCCCUCUCUCGAAAAAGGUGUGCUGCGCGAAGCAGAGAAAGAGAAGCUCUCGCGCGGAGCCUCAUACAUACUUGAAGAAGCGCCUCUUGGAGGGGGCCGUGCCAGCGCGGUGGCAGCAGCGUCGACACUGCGAGACUCGAGAAAUACCAGCACCAGCGCGAGAGAGCAACGGAGACGGGGAAAGCGAGCGAGCGAGCGAGAACGAGCCAGGAAUAAAAAGAGCGAGCGAGGGGAAGAGACGGCGAAUGCACGCGUGUGAUUUUCUCUCGAGCGUUGGUGAGUGAGCGCACAACUCGGCGGUGGUGGAAGCCAACAGAGAAAAAGAGAGAGACCGAAAGAAGGAAAAAGAGAGAAAGAUAAUGCGAGAGGAGCAGCAGCGCGGAGCGCGUUUCGAGGCGGCGAGCCCCGCAAGUCUCGCCAGUAAACCUCGCAGUCGAGGAUGUCAAUAAUUCCGAGUGCCGGUGAUGGCGUUUUUCCUCGCUCUUAGCCACCUUAAUAAACAUACCUUUUUUUCUGCUCAAUCACCACCGUAGACAACUGAAAAGCCAGAGAGAGUGAGAGAGACGCCGAGCGAGCGAGAAAAAAAAUAAACGGGAGAACGUCAAAACUCGAGAAGGAAGAGCAGAACGAAAAAAUCGAGCGAAGAAGACUAAAAGUGAUACUUACGUAUUUAUAUCUAUAUAACUAUACAACAUUCUCGGCGAUCGCUCCCCGCUGCCGUUGUAACGCGUCGCGCUCUCUGUCGUACGUACGUAGUAUUUCGUAUUGCUACAUGUAUUUAUAAGUGUUUAGUGUAAUAUUGUCGUGAACGGUUUUCUCGCGAUGCAUGUAUAAAAUCGUGAGCACACGAGCGUAAGCGAGCGACACGCGUGCACAAGUGUAUUAAUACGGGUGUUGAAGGAGUCCGAAGCCCAGGCACGUAAGUUGACGAAAGUGUUGGAUUCGCCACGAGUUGAAACUCGGCGAGAAGAAGCGAGCGAGCGAGCGAGAGAGAGAGAAAGAGAGAGAGAGAGCGAGCAUUGGCGGCGGGUGACAUCGAGAGCGACGUCGUCGGUUCUUGACGAGCUGACACACCGCCGCGCACAAAACAACAACAAUAAUAAAAAUAAAUAGAAAAUAAAAACGGCCGUGCGCGCUCCUCCGCCAGUGUCCGUGCAACGUCGAGUUCCCCGUUGUUCUCUCUCGAUUUCAAUUUCAUUAUUUCCCACGAAACGAGCUCGAAAACUUUUCGAUCGUCGUCGUCGUCGUCCGAGUCGAGCGUGCGGUUCCGCGGCUGCGGUUUCCAGCCGGAAGGUGUAACGCCACCGGUUGUGCGGGGGCGAGAGAGAGAGAGAGAGAGAGAGGAUUCUCUCCCGUCGAAAUUCCGAACGGUUCAUCUCUCCGAUCGAGAUCGGUAUUUUCACUUUGGUUCGAAGGAACCGGGCGGCGAGAAAGGGGGGCGGGGGGAGAGGAGCGAGUAAAAAAUGCGGAUGUGAGCUCGGCGCGAUACUUUUGCCCGGUGGAUCCCGGACGUGCCGGAGCCCAAAGUGAAAGAAGGCGAUUCGAAGGCGCUGGGCUCCUGGCUCGCCUCGCGAAAAACGUCCUCGUUAUCAGUCGUUGAUCGGGACAUCGGGAGGAGAGGUUCGAAGGAGCUGCUAAAUAAAUAGCCGAAGAACCGCGUAAUAAUCGAGCCGAGGAGGAGAUUAAACGUCUCAGGUGUGUACGAGGAAGCGUUGCGGUGGUGUUCGGUGCGUGUGUGCGCGCGUAUCUCUCUCCUAGUGUCCCCGGCUGUGGGUGUUUUGCGGUUGUGCCGCGCGCGCGGUGUUUAUUUACUCGUUGCCCUCUGUUGCGGAGGGCAAAACACCCUGGGUUCGGGAGCACCUCCCCCGGACGCUCUCCUCCUGGCCCCCUCCUCGCAGCAUGCUCGGCGAGACCGCAAGCGCAUGGAGUACGCGGCGAGAGCAUUCGUCUCAGUCUUCUUCUCGCAGCUCGUUCUCCUUCUUAUUCUUCUCCUCCGUCGUCCUCCCGUCGCCCCGCCGCGCUCGUGCAUAUCGUUUCGUCGAGUGAUUUCUCCGAGCGUUUCUUCGUCGUCGGACUGCCGGGGAACGAGCGCGAGCAAGCAGCAACAGCUCCACUCGUUUCGAUAAUAAAAGCAGCGCCAGAAAAAAGGAAAAAUAAAAAUAGAAAGGUGGAUAAGAUAAAGAGGAGAAAGGUGUCGCACUAAGAGUGGACACGGUCGGAGGAGGAUGCUCGACAGUUCGACCCGUGAAGAAGAAUUGGAGUUAGGCGAGGGUCGUGAGACGCCAAAGUCGGAAUCGUAUCUGUGCUCGAAUAACGAGAGAAGAGAACAUCUUACGAGCUCGAGUCAUCCGUUCGGAGAGAGCCGGGUGCUGAGGUAUGCACCCAGCCGUUGUCGUCAUUCUUUCUCCUUCGAGUCGCCACACUCCGGCCAUCAGCAGCCUCCUCUCGUCUUUAUGGAUUAGCAGCGUGAGAGAGGCGAGAUGCUGACGGCACAUCCGGAGAUGCACGAGAAACGGGAAAGCCUGAGAGGCGGCGGCCAGUACGGGACAGGCGGGGGUGGCGGUGCGGCCACGAUGGAUGAUAAAUCGGAGCAACAACCACCCCCGCCACCUCCGCCACAGCGCGAUCCUACAGAUCCGAGCAUAAGCGCUAAAAAACUUCCAAAGAAACGAAAGUUCGAUCCGUCGGAACUCGAGGAUAUGGACAUCACUAGUAACGUUGUUAGCAACGUUUCCAAUAUCGUCGGUAACGUUGGUGGCAUUAGGACGAAUCCUCCUCCUCCACCACCCGUGCAAACGGUCAAUCAGUCUCCUCUCGUUCAACACUCGAACAUACCGAUCCUCCAGCCGCAAGCUUCGCCCCAUCAACAGCAACAACAACAACAACAACAACAACAACCAACGGAGUGUUAUCAGCAGGCAUCUCCGGUGCAAUCGGUAGUGGUUCUUCCCCCGCAGAGUACCGCGGUCGAUUAUUCGUUACGAGAGGAGCCGCAACGCCUGCGACCGCGUCAAUCGACGGUGGCGAUGGUUGAUCUCGGCGAGUGGUGCGGAACAAGAGUUUUGGCGCUCAGGGAUUCUCGUUAUUAUCCAGGUGUAAUAAGAAAUGCCUCGCACGGUGAAGUUUUUAUCGAGUUCGACGGCGAGGGUAAAUUAGUCAAGUAUACGGAUGUGUUUGGUGCGGGUAAAUACGACGUGAUAGGUGACGCGAUACCGUCCCUGGAACAAGUGACUUUGGACGCGAAGGUCUGCUUCAAGUGUCCGACACCCAAUGGUCACAUCGAUGCAAUGACGAAUGUUUUCGUUCGCGGGACUGUGUGCAAAAUAUUCGCCCCGACUAAACGUUUUUCGGUCAAAAUACCGACGGACGGUGAUCAAAGUGAUAGUUAUGUUGUUAAACGAGCCGAUCUUAGACUCUUGCAACCACCCUGGGUAGAUGAGUUGGAAGAUGUGCUCAAAGAAUCGGAGCCUAUGAGGCCUGAAUCCGUUGAUCACGGAUAUAGAAAUACUCUCGAAGGGCCGGUACCGGGGCCAAUACUUCAGCAACAGCUUCAUCAUCCACCCCACAUGUCGGCUCACGAGACGAGCGCAUAUUACAGAACUGCUAGUACGAGUCCGUUAAUGACACUCGGAACAACGGCGCACUCGGCAAACACGACACCGUGCAACGGUAGCCGGCCUUACGACGAUUUGGACAGCGACGAUGACUUAGGGAGGGAAGAUAUUACGUUUCCGUCGGACGCAGGGAGCAGUAAGAGAAGUAGUAUGCAGAGCCGAGGAAGUACCAGUAGCCUAGUUGAGCAGCGUAGCAUAACUCCUCGUUCUCAGGCAGCCACACCCAGAUCUCAGGCGGCAACGCCACACAAAUAUAACAAGGGUGACGUAGUGACAGCCGCGAGUGGUAUUAGGAAGAAAUUUAAUGGAAAACAAUGGCGUAGAUUGUGUAGCAAAGAAGGUUGUUCCAAAGAGAGUCAACGGCGUGGCUAUUGCUCUCGCCAUCUUAGCUCCAAAGGUUCGGGAUUUCGUGGUCCCACCGGCAAUUUUCAGAGUGGGAAAGUCGAUGGAGAAGAGACCUCAAGGGAUUCCGACACUUCGCCCAAUUAUGUGGAUCGAAGAAUAGCUGGAAGAUUCGAUCAGGACGAAACUGAAGCUGCUAAUAUGUUAGUGUCUCUGGGUAGUUCGAGAUCGGCAACUCCAGCGUUUUCCUCACCAACGGCUCACUCCUCGAUAUCGCCGUGUAUAAACCAAUCGCCGGUGCCGCCUCUGGGUCUCAACCAGAACAACGUUUUCAUGCCGAUCUCCAGUCCGGCGCACCACGCAACCUCCCUGAUACCACCAGGGGCAAAAUGGACUCAACCGACACAGCCAAAUUUUGUCCCUCAGUAUCAACAGCAAGUGAUAAAACCCGAACCAAAUCGUAUGAUACGACCGGCUAGGCCUGCGCCCACGGCUCCUACAACACCGGCGAGUAUUGGCACUAGUGUUAUACGAAUUUCCCCUGUUGGACGAGGAAUGCCGGUUCAUUCCACUGUCUCGAAUCCUUGGUCCGAGCAGAGUCCACCCCCAAGACAUCCUUCGGUUGUCACUUCCAUGGCACAACAACAGCAGCAGCAACAGCAGCAGCAGCAACAACAGCAGCACCAGCAGCAGCAGCAGCAAGUACAACAACAGCAUCAGCAACAACAACAACAACAACAACAACAACAACAACAACAACAACAACAACAACAACAACAACACCAACAACUCCAACAACAAGGAAUCCUUCUACAACACGCCCUUACAUCCAACAACGGUUUUCCUAAUCCUGUAGAAUUACAAGAACAAAAUUCCCAGCUGUUAAAACCACCUCACUCGCCCCAUGUACCACUCGCGGCUCCUCCACCUCAAACUUUAACUCAUCUUCACAAAACACAGGAGCAACCGGUCGACUACGCUCAACCACAACAAACCCAGCCGAUUUAUCUGAUGCAUCAUUCACAUCAGCCAGACAAAAAGUAUUUGGUUAUAAAAAAUAGCAUGGACGUUUCCCCAUCGUCGCAUGUAAGCAGUCCCGAUGACAAGUACAGACAGGGAUUGAUCAAUCAUCUCGGACAAUUGCCACAGUUACAUCCGAGUCAGUGUCAGCCUCCUCAAUCACCCGUUGUUGUUCCGUCCGCGCAUGUUGACAACAAGAUGUCCGUUGUUCCACAAAGUGAUUUUCAAAAUACCAAAAUUGGUCUAAACGUCUCAACCCACACUGACCUACAGAGGAAUCAAAUCCAGCAGCAACAGCAGCAGCAACAACAAUUACAACAGCCUCCACCUCCGCCUCUAUCCUUACCGCCGCCCCCUUCAACGAGCGUCGUUAUCUCCGCUACAACCGCCGUCACGAGUACCGCUCCGACCAGUGUCUUCCAACAUGUUAUUGUCCAACCAAGUCACAUGGUUCAAAUACCAAAACCCGUGCCACCGAGAGAAGACAUUGUCAAGAGCAACGGCGUACUUUAUGGGAGCCACGAUGUAUCUCCUGCAUACCAGCCCCACCCCCCGUCAUUACUCAGCAGUACAGUUCGCAACUGGAAAAAAGCUUUUUCCUGGCAGCCGACAGUCCUGGAACAACCGGAUGUGAGUCCACCACCCUCGGCAUUGAGUCCUCCCCUGAGCGCACCCCCGAUACCUCUGAGCAUGGGAAACAUUGGUGACGAUACGCCUGGGCCCGGUCCUGAUCCUAUAACCCCAGCUGAAGAAGAGGACGACGAUGUUUUCGAAUCUGAACCAACUACACCCGCCGAAAUUGAAGCCAGCUCUAACAAGAGGCGCAGCCAAUCACUCAGCGCUUUACACACCAAAGAUCCUCAGAGUCCCUUGAAGCAAACUGUGAAAAGAACUGCGAUGUUGCAGACCAAGGACCCCCGAAUAAGACGACCGAUGAAUGCAUUUAUGAUAUUUUCGAAACGUCAUCGCGCGGUUGUGCAUCAACGACAUCCGAAUCAGGACAAUCGUACAGUCUCGAAGAUACUCGGUGAAUGGUGGUACGCUCUUGGACCCGAUGAGAAGAAAAAAUAUCACAAUCUCGCCUCGGAAGUUAAGGAAGCACAUUUCAAGGCUCAUCCUGACUGGAAAUGGUGUAGCAAAGAUCGAAGAAAAUCAUCGACUACCAGUUUCAAAGGUGGCGAACCUAGAGGCAAAUUAAACAGUGCUGGUGAAGAAAUGGAUAUGGGUCCACCUAUGGACGAUGUACCUCUCACGCCGAGAACAACCGAAGAAAUUUAUGUACCUGCUACUGCCGUCUACAAUGAUGUUUCCACUCCGGAGCAAACCGUUAACCAAAUUUCGCACCCUCUUCACCGAGUUCCCGAAACAUCAGCGCAAAACGAGCCUCAAGACUCGACGGUAAAGCAGGAGGAAGACGCAGCUGGAUCGGACGACGACCAGAUGGUCAUUUGCGAAGAUCCCCAACCGGAAAUUGAUCUCAAAUGCAAGGACAAAAUGGCAGACAGCGAUAACGACGUUCCUCAGGAGGAAGACGGAGAGAAAAAAAAUUAUACGCAAGGAAGGUUUUCACCAACGAACGGUCAAAACGUUAAAAACGAUUUGACUUGCCGUCCGAAGCCGAUUAAAGCAUUACUUCCAUCGACGGGAAUAGAAACAACGACCAAGUAUCACCACACUUCCAUGGACAAAGGGGGUACGGUUUCUGUCCUUUCAACGACUUAUCCUUAUCACAGUCCGGUUAAUCCAACGGGAGUUUCGGGUUUUCAACCGAAAGGAGGAGCCUUUAUAACAAUGCCAAUAUCGCCAAAAGUCAUAAAGCCGGAGCCGGUUAAAAGUGAACAACAACAAUACAGCACACAGUACAGCGUGAAUAAUUUAGUGUCCAGCGUUCAUACAGAAAACGGACGGAAUAUUCCAAAAUUCACAUCCGCUCCUGUUCUCCAUACGAUUGGAACAAAACCGAUGAUGGCUCUUUUGAAACAGCAGCAACCCUUGCAGACUUUGAGCACUGUACAUCGUAACCCAACUUCAGCCGUUCCCUAUCAACCCCCGCUCACUCUUACGUUGCUUGAUACUGAUUUGGUGGCUAUUCCCAAGCAACAGCAGCAGGCCUCGCCGUAUCUUGGCCCGAACACUCAGCACCCAAGGAUGUACUGCGGUUUUCACAUCCCCAUAUCCGAGACUGGGAAUCGUAAUUUAUCGAUGCAGAACUUAGUUGCUGGCAACAAAGCUGAAACACCAAGUGUGAUAGUUGCGAAAUCGUACCCAGUCACGACCUCUAAUCCGAGUACACCCACUCAUCGAGGAAUCGGUCACUCUAUAGCGCGACUUGCGGAAACGGACAAGAAGGAGCCUCUGAUUGCAAAUCACGUCCAAUUCUACGCGAAUAACCCAAAAGUCGAGCAAGACAGAAAAGAAACGAUGUUAUCAACGCCGUUGGACAAACUUAAACAACCGUUGACACCUCACACGCCCCACAACAAUCAGAUCAACAACGAUUCUUCUUCGAAUAUGACCUAUUGCGUGGAAGAUCAAACGAUUGGGAGAAGUAAUGAUUCUGGGCCGAACAAAGGUACGUUUAUGCUCGCACCAACCCCGGCGCAACUUGGUCGGGCACCUCUGCAAAGGAGACAAUCAUUGGCAAUGCCUCCCACAUCAAGUGCAGGAGACCAUGGGUCCAUGAUGUGUCAACAUUUCGAUAAUCGAGCACAAUCGAAUCAGUCGCAAAACUCUGAACAACCAUCUCAACAGCAACAACAACAGCAGCAACAGGAGCAGCAACGACAACAGCAGCAACAGGAGCAGCAACGACAACAGCAGCAACAGCAACAACAGCAGCAGCAGCAGCAACAACAACAACAACAACAACAACAACAACAACAACAACAACAACAACAACAACAACCGCAAACACCCUGUCACCCUGAACCCAUGGCUUCACCUUCUCCAUCGACGAAAAAAGGCUCCUUCUUCAAGAAAAAUGUCGAGGACGGAAUGGACAGAGUUCUCGAGCAGGUCAACUUUCAGGAGAAGUUUUCUUCCCUGCCGGAAUUCAAACCCGAAGACAUACAAAGUCCAAGUGCUAUCAGCUUGAACACUCCGGCCGGGACCUCGGUUCAUACACCCGGAGCUCCAAUUCAUCAUGCCUCAAACUUACACGGUUACCGUAAAAAAUCUGGUCCCGGUCCUCAUAGAUCCACAAUGAAUGAGGAGGAUACGGAGUCAGAAGUAUCAGCAUCCGCAACACCGAAGUCAACAGCAAGUGUGAAAUUAACGGGAAACUCAUUUUUCCCCCCUGAUUUCAACGUGGACGCGUUCAGAUUGAAUGCGGAGGCGAGUGUCGACGCUGAGACGAAUUCGCCCCGAACGCCAAAGACACCGGGUGGCGGGGUGGUCAGUUCGGCCGGAAUCGCGCGGGCUGAUAACGAGCGAGGGCCAAGAAAAGUAUUGGAACAAAGAAGGCAACUAGUGAUGCAACUGUUUCAGGACCACGGUUAUUUUCCAUCGACCCAGGCGACGUCAACCUUUCAAGCGAAACAUUCAGACAUUUUCCCAAACAAGACGAGCCUGCAGCUUAAGAUCCGUGAAGUACGUCAAAAGUUGAAAGCGAACUCGACACCGAUGAGCGCCAGCAGCCUAGUUAGCCCUCUACCCGUCUCGGAGUCGUCUCCAAACGUUGCUGGACCCUUGACCGCUCCUCCUACGUCAAUGGGAGCUCCGCUUUCACUGCCCGUAAGCAGUAGUGGCAGCUAGCGCCCAUGUGCCAACUGUGAUACUUUGCAUCCCCUUACUCCACAACACGAGUACAUCAUAAUCCUUUGAAGAGGAUAUAUAAAUAUAUAAAUAUAAAUACAUACAUGAAUAUAUAUAUAUAUAUACAUCUACAUGCAUAUAUAUAAAUAGUGCUUAUUCGGUUUAAGUUUUAAAAAGACAUUUCUCUCUUUUUUUAUUUUAAUUAUCGUUGAUGUACAGUUUCCUUGCAAGGCGUAAGCGUUAAAAUGUUUUGUGAGGCAUCAGUGCAAUUUGGAAUCUUGGUACAUAAGCCUUCUCGAGGGCAUAAGCAAUUUGAGUCGAGGACUCCAAGGCGUGAACGCGAUAUACGAUAAUCGGUUAUAAUCUUAUUUGACAGAAAAAUGCCUCUUUGUAAUAUUAUCGUUUAACUCUUCUACUUCUUCUUAUUAUUGAAAGAUGUUUUUUUUUUUUUUUUAUUUUAUUUUAUUUUAUUUUUUUCAAUUUCUUAUCGAGAAUGCUCUCGCGGGAAACGAUAGUAAAGCCAAGUUGCGAAGAAGACGUGUGUUCAAGAUGAUGUGUUCCAUUGAGACGGGGAAAGUUCCGGGUCGUUUAUUGCAACGUUUCUUCGUUAUAAACGGCGCGGAAAGUGAAAUGAAAUUGAAGGCGGGGUUGAAGCUUGUAACUUUGGAGUGCAGCGGGUAAUUUAUGUUUUUGUAUCAUUGACCGUCGUUACAGCUACGAAAAUUUGUCGAUCUUUUUGGGUCUUCGUUAUCCAAGAAUUGAAGGAAAAAAAUUGGUCUGGAAAAUUUUAACCGAGGAAUAUGAGAAAAAUAUUUUUUUUAAAUAGCGUUGCAUUCGAAAUUUUCAAAGUUCAACAACGCCAUCGAUUUAUCGUAUUGUCAUUAUUUGUCCAUAUGAUCUGUAUGCGUGCGUGCGUGUAAGUGCGUGAACGAGUAUGAUUAUCACGCGCGCCUCUGUACGUGCAAUCAACGAGUAACAAAGCGCUGUUUAAACUCCAGAAUAUAUUUUUCGAAAAAUGUGAGCCUUCUCUCUCGUCGCGACUGCUAAAGUAAAUAUAUUCGCGUUAAACGAAUAUCGAAGGACAAAUCUUAGACUCUCUAAGAUUUGAGUGCAGCUGUACAUAGUAUAAAACGAAAAAAGAAAGAAAAAAAUUCAUUGUAUCGCGCUGUAGCUCGCAAUGAAUCCGUUUUUUCGAAGCACCGAUCAAUCGGUGUAACUGAUGGUUGUAAAUUGAUGCUCCAAGCUGGGCGACGCGGAGAGUUAAGGGGGCAAGGGUAGAUGAAUGCUGAAGGAAAGAAGAAAGGCCUAUGCUAUUGUUACUUAUUGUUAAAAAAAAAAAAAAAAAAAAAAAAAAAUACAGUGAGAUUGGUGGGGUAUAGUGAAAGAAAAGAAAUCGUAAUUAGAGAAUAUUAGAAUUAAUGAGAAAAUUAUAAAAUUUAAAUCAGAGUUUAUAUGCUUUAGUUAUACUUAUAUAAAUAUAUACAUACAUAUUUAUGUAUGGGUAUAUAAAUGAUACGAAAAACAGCGAGAGUGAGCAAAGAGAAACGUCUAUUGAAAUUGAGUCGAAGAGUAAACAAAGAUGUAGUUGAAAAUUGCACAAAAGUUAUAACAAUAACGAGAAACGUAUUUCGCGUUUCACGUCAGCAUUAUUUACGCGAAACGCGAUGUUGCUUCGUCGUACCGUCGAAAUUCGAUAGUUAUCCAGAGAAUUUAACAUCCGGCGCAUCCGGAGUUAUCAGGAUUCGCGACAAUUCUUUCGUUUUUUUCCUCCACCCCCACCCUCCGAGACAGAGAGAGACACAGGCGACGAUAAAUCGUAAAUUAUUCAUUCACGAGAGAGUGAGAAAUAACAGGAAAGAAAAAAUAAAAAGAAAAUAAGAAAACGUGCCAUCGUGCAGCGCCAAGCGAGGGAAGGCAUGCGUUAUUAUUCGCUAGUUAGUAAUUAAUCAUCCGAUAGGAGAAACAUUAUAUAGUUGAAAGAAAGAUAAAAAAGCACACAACAAAAUAUCACGUAACACGUUUCCAAUAUUCUCGAAAGUACUUAUCGACUGUUUUUUAGAGCUUUGCUAAAAUUCAACCAAUUUAGAGUCACACACGCUGCACGCAGCUCGAAACUCCCGCUUCGAUUGUUUUAUCAUCAAUUUUUUUUUCGUUUUUUCAUUCUCGACCUCACGGUAUUGACGGUUUUAUAAGCAGGUCCCAUUUUUUUUCGCUUUUUUGGCCCCGCAACGACAAAUUUUACUUCCCCAUUUCUAUGGCACUUCGGAGUUCCCGCAUCUGGGAUCGAAAUUCCGCUGUUUUAUUAUUCUAUAUUAUUAUUAUUAUUAUUAUUGCCAUUCUUAUUAUGUUCGUAUGGGAACGAAUCUCGAUUCUUCGUGUUAUCCGUUUGCACGGCAUAUCAUCAAACUCUAAACGGGAAGUUGAUAAAAGAUAAAAACCACUGAAUAAAUCGUCCGUCUCGGUACGAUAUGUGCAAUAAAUUAAUAUUUGAUGAAAUAACCAAAACGCUUUGACAUUUGAAACGAGAAUCGAGGAUUCUGGGACACCGUUUCGCCGGCCCUCCAAUAUUGCAUGCAUCUCUGUUGUAUAGGGAACAUUUUAACGGAUUUAAACCCUGCUAUCCUUGAGUUUUAAUUUCCGUUUGUCUUUUAAAGGUAUCGUUUUUUUUUUUCUAUUUUUUUUUUUUGUUCAUUACCGAUCGAUCCUCCCCCUCGAGUCGUUUUAGUUCGCGAAUUGUGACAGUUGCGAAGUGUCGAAUGAGUUGAAUUUUAGCAAGGAUUGUUGAAUUUGGCUGUAAAGUAGAUAAUAUUAAUUAGUCGAAUGCUCAUCACCCACAAUGACGAGCAAAAGUGAAAGGAAAAACUUUCAGAGAUUUUCAAAUCGAAGUCUCUCGCGCUACGGCACGCGACGAAAAAACACUUGUAGUUAGGAUAGAAACAAUGUUUAUUCGACACAUUUUUGUAAAUAGUUUAUCGUAUAAUAAACUCACUAAACACGGUAGUUACUACGGUGAAUAUGAAGAUGAAUACAACCAGAAAUAAACGAAUAUGAUUAUAUAUAAAUGAUAUAUAUAUAUAUAUAUAUCUGUAUAUAUGCAUAUACAUACAGGAGAGAAAGAGAGGAAGAGAGGUAACAAGUCAGCAUGCGUGUCGUUGCGAUCGACUAAAUAAUGACUUUGUGAAUUCGCGUAUAAUAAAGAACAAGAUACUGGCAGGAUUAGAACGAAUAAACUGUAGAUGAUGGGCCUUUAUACGUCGCGGACUCUUCGUGCUCGGGAUCGUAUCUUAUCCCACAAUAUACACAUACACUCACGUAUAUAUAUAAAAAUAUAUAUUUACAUCCAAAGUAAAAGAAAAACCCCUCCAAAAGUGUUGUUCCACUUUGAUUUGUAUAUAUAAUAUACGUAUUAUAUUAUAGCCUCAACACUCAAGUUAUUAUUUUUAAUGCAAUAUGUAAAGGAUGUUACGAGCGUAUAUAUAUAUAUAUAUAGGCAAGCUGGAAGGAGGAUCCUUCCGAGCCAGCUAUCGAAUUCUUUUAUUAAUACUACAAAUGCACACUAUUAAAGCGAUGAAAAGUUUAUAACAGAA